Bipolaris sorokiniana ND90Pr is the source of this 1941-nucleotide messenger RNA. RefSeq names its product glycosyltransferase family 25 protein. Lineage: Eukaryota; Fungi; Ascomycota; Dothideomycetes; Pleosporales; Pleosporaceae. The coding region runs from base 188 to 1504 and encodes 438 amino acids. The transcript is spliced from 2 exons. The record is from RefSeq and is a predicted model, not a curated record.
CGCACGCACGCACGCCUAUCUCGGUCUUGCCUCUGUCGCCGCCAUCCUUCCUCCAAAUGCCAACUUCACGCUCGUUUUUGUUCUUGUGACCCCAGCGUCGCCCCUGUGUUUUCUCCUCCUCGCGGACAUGUACUAUAAUUCCACACGUGCGCCCACUCCACAAGGUCCAACUCCUUAGCCCGUCAUCAUGCUUGCCUCGAGAAAGCGCCCAGCGCCGCUGCUGAUCUUCAUCCUCCUUGUCGUCGUCGGCCUCUGGUGCCACAACAGAAGCUCCGACAGCGCCUACGCACAAUGGCUAUCGUCGGUUGAGUCGCGGUCCACCAAAGUCCCAGCAAACAGAACGCUGGGCUUCGGCACCGUCCUCGUCGUAUCCAAAGAAGGGUCUGCCCGUCGACGGCCGCUAGUUCAAGCCGCCAACGUCACCGAAAUCGACCUCACCAUCCCCCAACAGCCAGAGUGGACAGAAGGCGACGUCCAGCGCUUCAUCAACGGCCACUCCAAUACCCAGAAGGGCUCUAUUCUAGCCUGGCUGGGCCAUCACAAUGCCCUGCGCUGGUUCCUGGAUUCUGGCCUCGAGACGGCACUCAUUCUCGAAGACGACGUCGACUGGGAUAUUCGUCUGCGCAGCGUCCAGAUACCUCUGGCGGCAAGUGCCACCCGCCAGCUCCUUCCCCCGGUACGCUCACGCCACCCCAACAUCAACAAGAACCCGAACCGCACGCAGUACUGGGGUGACCAGGAUGGGUGGGACAUUCUCUACCUUGGCCACUGCGGUGACUACUUUGAUGUCGUCGAGGAAGACGGCCCCAAAACAGAUCGCCAGUCGUACAACUUGAGCUCCAUAGCCCACAAGCUGUACCACGACCCCACCAUGCCCUCAUGGCUCGACUUGCACCCUUUUACCCAGGCUCUCUUCCGCUUGUUAGGAAUGCCCGAACGGACUCGCGUCAUGCACCGCUCCAAAUUACCUCUCUGCUCCUUUGGAUACGCCGUUACUCGCCAAGCUGCCGAACGACUCCUCAACGAUCUUGCGCCCCCAAAACUGAAGAAGAACGGAGCCCGCGCCUUUGACGUCGCCCUCUUGCAUGCUUGCAACAAGGGCGAGAACACUCCUUCACCAACGCCCGAGUGGCAACAUCCUAAGAAUUCGCCCGAUCCCAAACUACGAAGCAAAUACCCGAGCCCCGGACUGCGCUGCUGGACACUGAAUUCGGAGCUGUUCCACCACAUGCCUGGUAUGAGUGAGAUCGACAUGUUGAGCGCACUAUCCGGUGAGAAGCCUGGUCUGCCGCCGGUAGACCGUGCAGCCCAAGCCCAGGUCGUCUCGCGAAACGAAACUACCAACAUCGACUGCGGUUUCUGGAGCGGCGCUUUUGCCUUCGACAACAACGACACGGACCGCCUCCACUUCCUGCAAGAAAAGGUCGGGCGGCAAGGCGUCUGUCUCAAAGACAAAAAACAGCAUGGAGACACGUUUUAUCCGCCACAAACCGCCCUGGACUAAUAAAACGAUGAACGGCAUGUACAUAUAUACUAUAUUUCAUUACGAGCACACAUCUUAGCGAAAUACCCAAACUCCAUGGAGUACAUGGACAAAUGAUUACGGGCGUUCACGGGAGUUACAAGGCACACUGGCUACGAAACAAUUGGACAUACGGCGCACACGGUCAUGUUUUUUUCUCUUCUCGAUUCUGGGCGAAAUGCCAUUCAGUACGCAUGCAAGUGGCAGAUUUGCCCACUGUAACUUUUUCGGACUUUUUUUGGAUCCUUCUUUUCAACCACUUCACCAAGGUGGGGGGACCUUUGAUACCACAACGCAAACCUUUGAGAUUCACAAAAUUUCCCCCCUUUGGCAAAAUAGAACCCCUGUUUGUUGUUCAUAGAAAACACCUAGCAUAUCAUUGAAUAACAAAGAAAAUAAAAAAAAUCAGCAUUACCACC